Messenger RNA from Lampris incognitus (smalleye Pacific opah), 3286 nucleotides. RefSeq names its product rho GTPase-activating protein 44-like. The transcript is spliced from 23 exons. The coding region runs from base 1 to 2946 and encodes 981 amino acids. NCBI's taxonomy places the organism in Eukaryota, Metazoa, Chordata, Actinopteri, Lampriformes, Lampridae. Gene Ontology annotation, cellular component: cytoplasm; presynaptic active zone; postsynaptic density. Gene Ontology annotation, molecular function: GTPase activator activity; protein binding. The record is from RefSeq and is a predicted model, not a curated record. Gene Ontology annotation, biological process: positive regulation of GTPase activity; modification of dendritic spine; signal transduction.
AUGUGGAAGAAAAAGCUGCAGAUCAACAGGACUAGAGCCACACGCAGGAACAGCGCGGCUCUGGCUGAAAAAACAGAGGUAUUAAGUGAAGACCUACUACAGGUGGAGAAGCGUCUGGAGCUGGUUAAGCAGGUGUCCCACAGCACACACAAGAAGCUGACUGCCUGUCUGCAGGGCCAGCAGGGCGUAGAUGUGGACAAGAAGUCUGUCAGAUCGCCCUCGAAAAAGCUUCCCCUUACAACAUUAGCACAAUGUAUGGUGGAAGGGGCUGCAGUGCUUGGGGACGAGUCCCUACUAGGGAAGAUGCUGAAGCUCUGCGGCGAGACACAGGACAGGCUAGCUCAGGAGCUGAUCCGGUUUGAGCUCACCAUCGAGCGAGAUGUUAUUGAGCCUCUGUACGACCUCGCAGAGGUGGAAAUCCCAAAUAUCCAGAAACAAAGGAAACAUUUAGCUAAGCUGGUGCUGGACAUGGACUCUGCACGUACGCGGUAUUACCAGUCCUCCAAGUCUUCAGGACUAUCCAGCAACCUCCAACCGACGGGAGCCAAGGCCGACCACCUCAGGGAAGAGAUGGAGGAGGCAGCCAACCGGAUGGAAAUCUGUCGGGAUCAAUUGUCUGCAGACAUGUACAGUUUUGUGGCCAAAGAAAUUGACUAUGCAAGCUACUUCCAGACAUUGAUAGAGGUACAUGCAGAGUACCACAGGAAGUCAUUAGAGCAGCUCCAGAGUGUUCUGCCCCAGAUCAAAGCCCACCAGGAGUCCUGGGUGGAGAAGCCAUGCUAUGGAAAACCUUUAGAGGAGCACUUAGCUCUCAGCGGGAGAGAUAUUGCCUUCCCCAUAGAGGCCUGCGUCACCAUGCUGCUGGAGUGUGGCAUGCAGGAGGAGGGCCUUUUCAGAGUUGCUCCCUCAGCCUCCAAGCUGAAAAAACUAAAGGCAUCUUUGGACUGUGGGGUGUUAGACGUUCAGGAAUAUUCUGCAGAUCCACACGCCAUCGCAGGGGCUUUGAAGUCCUACCUACGGGAGCUUCCGGAGCCACUAAUGACCUUUGAACUCUAUGAUGAAUGGAUCCAGGCAUCAAAUAUUCAAGAUCAGGACAAGAGGGUUCAGGCUCUCCUCGCCGCCUGUGAGAAACUCCCCCCGGCCAACAGCAACAACUUUAAGUAUUUGAUCAAAUUCCUUGCCAAGCUGACUGAGUACCAGGAUGCGAAUAAGAUGACACCUGGAAAUAUUGCCAUAGUCCUGGGCCCCAAUCUGCUUUGGAUGCACAAUGAAGGUAACAUCACAGAGAUGAUGACGACUGUAUCGCUGCAGAUUGUGGGCAUCAUUGAGCCCAUCAUCCAGCAUGCUGACUGGUUCUUCCCUGGAGAGAUCGAGUUUAACGUCACGGGGAACUACGGGAGUCCGGUCCACACCAACCACAAUGCCAACUACAGCUCCAUGCCCUCGCCGGAUAUGGAGCAGACAGACCGCAGGCAGAGUGACCAGUGCCGACGGCCUCUCAGCGUUGCCACAGACAACAUGAUGCUUGAGUUUUAUAAGAAGGAUGGCUCCAUUAGGAAGAUACAAAGCAUGGGGGUCAGGGUGAUGGACACUUCUUGGGUGUCACGCAGGGGCUCGUCUUCCACACGUAAAACCUCCUCCACGCCACCGAGCGUGCAGCCCCCCGCCCCGCCCUCUGAUGCUCUCAUCCCUGAGCAGCCUGAGGAAUUCUCUACGUCCCCCUCCCCCACCCCUCCUCCCGCUAGCAGUGACCGAGCCAGCUCCGAUGAUGCGUCUUCCAAUUGGUCGGACUCCUGUUAUGCCUACCCCUCCCCAGAGGAAGAGAGGCCCCCUCCCCCUUAUCCAUCCUCUUCCUCAUCCCCCUCCUCUUCCUCCUCCUCCUUCUACCCGUUCCCGCAGCACCAUCUCUACACACGGGCACCUCUGUGUACGCGUCCUGUCGCUCCUGGUCCCGAGUCUGUGCCUCCCGGUCCAUCCCCACCCCCCCACUGGUCCAGCUGCAGCCCUCCUCCACUUCCUCCCUUGUGCCCCUCCCCUCAGCAGCUUGAUAUCAACUCUAACCCCAAACCCAGCUCCCUGCAUCUGCCCAAACAGUCCUCCCUGUCCGACGCUCCGCAUGCGACCCCAUCCGAAACUAACGCCUCCCCCCUUUACAUCAAGACCCCACUCUUGCUAACUCGCCACGACCCGUCCCUGGGCUUCCCCCACUCCCUUAACACCCCCCUAUCUGCUCCCUUUCCGUGGGCAGCCUGUGCCUGUAACCGUGAACGAGGAGCCAAGCUGAAUAGCACUCUGAAGAACAAGGAGUUGUCUCCGGUGAUUGGACAGAAAGGCAUCCAGGGAACAGCAGCCUCUAGUGGACAGUCACUGCACUCUGACCACAGUCCACACACGCUGCGAAGAGCUAAGAAGCUGGCCCCGAUCCCACCAAAAGGGCCUUACUCCCAGACAGGGGCCAUGUCCGACCAGUCAACGGGUCAACCAUCUCCAGUCAGCCUGUCACCCACCCCACCCAGCACCCCUUCCCCAUACGGCUUCAGUUAUCCCCAGGGGUAUGCCACUAUCGGCUCCCCAGGACAAAUCCAGAUGGCCACUACACCGUCUCUCUCCUCUCCACCCUCGCUGGCUGGGACACUCACCAAGGCCAGGCCAACACCCAAGCCUCCUCGACAGAGGCCCAACUUGCCCCCUCCCCAGCCCCCGACCACACCCAGCAGUUGCCCCCAGCCUAUUGAACAUUCCUCUGGCCUUCUGGAUGGACUGUCUCCUGGAGAGAGCAUGUCCACAGAUUCUUUCUGCAACCUGGACAUCCCUAUCAUUAACAUGGAACUGGACGGUAUUUUCGACGAGCCCCGUGUCGCCCCCUUCAGGAACUCAGUAACGGUUCUGGAGUCGACCUACAACAGGGCUGAGUCGGAGGAAGAGUCUGAGAGCACCGUGCUAUGACAUCAAGCCUUCCCAUGUCCUCUGACAAAACACUAUGCUACCACUGCACCGACCCCGCUCAAUCCCAUGAUCCAUUCGUUCAGCUUUGACCUCUCUUGCUGGCAGUGAAGGGUUUGAUAGAGCUUCGACAGGGACUCCAGAGAGGCUCUCACCUAUACUUGACUGAGGGGCUGAUUUGUUAACAAAAAAGAAAAGUGAAAACGCAGAUUCUUAUUUAUGGUCGCAACUAGGAUUCAGUGAGGUGUUUGACUGAGAGGAACUUGACCAAGAGUUGAUCAGACACACAGCACUGAUGUUUUACGUUGGCUGAAUCACUUGAUUCAAUCUGUGGUGCAUUAAA